This is a messenger RNA of Rhodofomes roseus, 1833 nucleotides long. RefSeq lists its product as uncharacterized. The record is from RefSeq and is a predicted model, not a curated record. Gene Ontology annotation, molecular function: protein binding. The transcript has 3 exons. The coding region runs from base 77 to 1600 and encodes 507 amino acids. Lineage: Eukaryota; Fungi; Basidiomycota; Agaricomycetes; Polyporales; Fomitopsidaceae.
CUUCCUCAACUCUUCCUCCCGCCAUUUUCCUGCCUCCAGCGGUAGCUUGGUGGUAGCUCACACAACAUCUACUCCUAUGCCCGAGUCCCCGCGGCCGCAGACGCAUAGUACAGUGGUGCGCGGCGAUCACUGGCCAUGGGACGCCAAUGACGAGCACCUCGACGUCGACGUCGUGGAUAACGAUCAUGAUGUCGAAACAACUCGACGCAAUCCCUUGCCGCCAGAACUUUCUAGCCGCAUUCCACUCGAGGUCGUUGAGUGCAUCAUCGACUAUAUGGGCCAUCCGACGUUAUUCGCUGCCGCACUGGUCUGCCGAGCAUGGCAUCACCGAGCCUUGCGAAACCUUUAUUCCAGCGUCGAAAUCGCGACGCGCGGAAACUAUGAGUCGUUGCUGGAGCAGUUCCGCACAUCGCCUCGUGUCAAGCAAAGGCUCGCGCGAGCACACAAACUGGUCAUCGGCUCCUACCGGUCAAAGGAGGAAGACAGCCAUUUUCUGGCUACCCUGCCCCUCACCCUCGCUCACGCACUUCCCGCUCUGCGGAUACUCAGUAUCAAUGGGUUGUUGCAUCCCGCCAUGCACCUGACAUUCUAUCGUGCCCUCCACCACCUCAAGCACAUCGUUUCGCUGAGUUUGUCUCUUGUCACGCUGAGCAACACUAUCGAGCUACAACGGGUUGUCUGUGCAUUCCCUCACUUAGAGAAUCUUGCGUUGGAGGAUGUGACCUUCCGGCGACCCCACUCAGCCGGCGACCAAGCGCGGUCUUCAGCACUCGCUCUUUCCAGGAGGAAUGCUGACAUCAAGCUCAAAUCGCUCAGCUUCACAAUUAUGAGCUAUGAAGUUCAAGAAGACCCGAUGGAUCUUGAAACUAUUAUCGAUUGGCUUCUACGCUCGGCCGUUUGCGCCUCGCUCCAGGAACUGACUCUGGACCUUAUGCACUUUUCGCCUGAUAUGAUUGAUGAUCGUGAACGUGACGAGAAUAUCAAUCGACUCUUGGAAGAGAGUGGGUCGGCUCUGGUGUCUUUUCACGUUCACGAGCAACAUUGCUAUAAACAUGUCUAUCAUCACACCGCGACCGGUCUCAACUUCGUUCACAACACUAGCUUGCGGCAUUUGACAUUGUCACUGUUCGUCAUUGCCGACAAACUAGAAGAGGGCUGGCCGGCAACGGCCGCUGAGCUACAGGCCACCUUCGCUAUGCUCCGAAGCGACCAGCUCGAGUGCAUCAUCCUCGAGUUCAGUAUCUUUGUUUCGGCAUGGGGAGAGCCUGACAUUCUCAGGCUGGAGGAGCUCACCACAUCGGAAGAGAAGCUCGUCUCGUCCCAAUCGAGUGCCCUGCAUACCAUCAUGGUCCAGUCAUGCUUCGAUGCUCUGGAGGAGGUCGACAUCAGAAUAAACGUUGUGGUCGAUGUCUCGAUACAGAGCAAGGAGUGGGCGGACGGCAUCGCCAAAUCGGUCGUUCUUGUCUUCCCGCAAUUGUUCGCGCCAUGGCACGACCGUGGGGUAAUCAGAAUCUCCCACGUUCUCAGCAUGCCCCCUUCAGACCUUUGGCCAUGGCAGGACGCCGCCAUACCAGAUCUACCAGACACAAGCACACUGUGAACGCCGUGUGUCUCCCGCCCCUACAUCCACUCAAAAUCACUGACAUCGCGACGUUGACAAGUGGACACAUGCUAUUUUCUACAAAUCCUUCGACACUCAUCUUCAGGACUCGGAGGAGGAUCCUACUGCGCCGUAGAGCUUGGGCUCACAUUGCAGACGCAGACGCAGUACUGCAGCUGGCACUAGUGCUGGGGUCCGGCUACCCGGGGUCGACCCGUCUCUGGAUCUCCACC